Messenger RNA from Cuscuta campestris, 1450 nucleotides. Lineage: Eukaryota; Viridiplantae; Streptophyta; Magnoliopsida; Solanales; Convolvulaceae. The record is from the annotation of a GenBank genome assembly.
CGGAGAAUUAAGGAAGGGGAGUAAUUAUACUCCGGUAAUUACUACUCCCUAAUUGGCAUCCAGAUGCUGGCUCUGUAUCCGGAGACCACACUUCCCGUUCUAUCCAAAAUCACUUUACUCUUGAAAAAUGUGGCUGCAUCUUCUCUUCCUCCUCCUCAACUCCGGCGCCUUGGCGGCUGAGAUCGCCGAUCUCCGCCGCGGAUUUUACAAGCAGACCUGCCCGGAGGCGGAAUCCGUGGUCAGGCUGGUGAUGGAGAAGAGCAUGAGAAGAGAAGCCAGAAGCAUAGCAUCCGUGAUGCGCCUCCAGUUCCACGAUUGCUUUGUUAACGGAUGUGACGGAUCGGUACUGUUGGACGACACGGAGACUAUGUUGGGGGAGAAGCUGUCUUUGUCGAACAUAAAUUCACUGAGGUCAUAUGAAGUUGUUGAUGAAAUUAAGGAAGAGCUGGAGAGGGCGUGUCCGGGAGUUGUUUCGUGCGCUGAUAUCUUAAUCAUGGCGGCCAGAGAUGCUGUUGCUCUGAGUGGAGGACCAAAUUGGGAGGUGAAGCUGGGAAGGCUGGACAGCUUAACAGCAAGCCAAGAAGACUCAGACAACAUAAUGCCAAGCCCAAGAGCAAAUGCAACAUACCUCAUAGACCUCUUCACCAAAUUCAACCUCUCAGUGCAAGACCUGGUUGCCCUUUCAGGCUCCCAUUCCCUUGGCAAGGGAAGGUGCUUUUCCGUCGUCUUCCGCCUCUACAACCAAUCAGGGACCGGGAGACCGGACCCCGCCAUGGACUAUGAGUUCCGAGAGAAGCUCGACAAGUUGUGCCCCCUCGGGGGCGACGGGAACGUCACGGGGGACUUGGACGCGACGCCCGAGGUGUUUGACAACCAGUACUUUGUGGACUUGACUAGGGGACGAGGGUUUCUAAACUCGGACGAGACACUGUUCACUACCCCGAGAACCCGGGGGUACGUCCGGCUGUAUAGCCGAGACCAAAAGGCAUUCUUUGAUGCAUUCGUCGAGGGGAUGAUUAAGAUGGGCGAUCUUCAGUCGGGCCGGCCCGGAGAGGUCAGAAGAAACUGCAGAGUUGUCAAUGGCCACUUGCCCCCAAGGAACUCCUUUGCUUCCUAAUGAGGACAUAUCUUAAUUAUCUCCAUUGUUGGUUUACUUGAUCAUCAACUCCAUCAUUACUUAGCUUGAAUGGUGUCAUUGGUGUGAGUGAAUAUUUACAACAUGUUGAAGUUUUAAUAUUCAACGGUUCAUAGUUCAAGUGUUUUACUCCAUCAAACACGUCUAAAGGGUACUUCAUGACAGUGAUCUUUUAUUUUAUCAACGGUUGAGGUUUUAUCACUUCAGAGUGCACAAUUUGUUUUCUUUCGUAAAUUAAUUGUAGUACAAGAAUGUUAUACAUCUACUCCAUGUUAGUGAGCAAUUCAUAACUUCCAAUUAAUGAACAAUUCGUUU